UUCAGCAGUCUUCAAGCAAGCCAGAGUAGGCGCUUACUAGCUUUUUGUGUCCCUACGGGGUUCAGAGGAUAUCUGACACAUGACGCAAAUUUGUCUCUAAAGUGAACCGAGCAAAUUUUAAGUGUCACAAAGUAGCUGUCAACUUGCAAACAUAGCUGGUUAGCUGGAUGGCUAGUGAUAAUGAACUGUUAUGCAUUGUCGGACAAUCAGCUAGUGUUACUCCGGCUAAUGCUCCUUUAGCCAUCUUGCUGUCACUGACAUCACUCCGUGCGCUGACGACAUGAGAUGUCUGCAUAACUUUUUAUCUGCGGGACGUUCAGUUGCUACAAAAAUUUCACUAUGGACAGCGAACGCAGCAAUUGCAGGCCGCAGUUUGGAGACAAUAGCAAGCUAACUCAGCUAGCAAACUGUCGUGGCUGCUAAGCUUUGCUAAAAGCUGUCUUGCCUGGUGCGUGUCUGGAGCGGCACUGAAGACGUCGAGGUGCCUGCACCAUGGAUCAGGAGGAAAUGACAGACCAAAUCACAGCAGCUUGUAGCCAGCCACUGUUCCACAACCAAGACUUGACUGUGACUGACCUAGACUCAGCGCCUCAGCAGCCCAGCUCUGACAUCAUGUCUUCAGAAUCCAAAGUGGUGAGCAGCAGCACUGAAGACACUGACCUGGUAAUAACUGAGGAUGGGCUCAGGAAUGGUGCCUGUGAAGUUGAGACUAUGGUAGCAUUACACUAUCCUGGCGACAGUGGAGAUGUUACAGCCGAGGGUGGCCACCUUGGUCUAAGCAAUGAUGGCAUGUCAGAGUUUUCUAACAGUGACCUCUCUCUGCCUGAGGUCUGCAUUUCCACCAACAGCAAUAGCUUUGAGGAGGAUAUGAACUAUGAGGUCCAGCAAGCUUAUAGGAUAUUCACUGGCUUUCUGUUGGAGAAGCACAAAGGGAUCACCAGCCCAUUCCUCCAUCCCAUUGGCCACCAGGAGGCACAGCAUGGUAUUGGCGGUGUCCGGGGCCGGGGUCAGGCGCAGCUCAGGCAGUCAAUGUGCUUGCGGAGGAUCGAGGAAAAGUUCAUUAACCAAGAGUAUGAGACCAUAACAGAGUUUGUUGCAGACUUCAGGCUGAUGUUGGAGAACUGUUAUCGUUAUCACGGGGUGGACCACUGGAUCUCCAAACAGGCUCAAAAGCUGGAAAUCAUGCUGGAGCAGAAGCUUACAUUGCUAUCCAGGACACUGCGAGAGAAGACAACCUUAGCAGUAACUUCUAAAGGACGUUUUGGUGCAGAGGAGGAACGGGGAUCAGGGGGAACUUCCACGAGGCGGAGACUGGCACCUCGAAGCCUUGCUACUAUCACUGUUGGUGGGCAUGAGUCUUUCAUGGUCCAGACAUUACGGCUAGAAGAACAACAGAGGGCCAAGGAGGAGAAGAGGCAACGUGAGCUUGAGAAGAAAGAAGCAGAGGAAAUGUCAGCCAAGGAGGUGGAAGAGUGGGAGCAGACUUUACUAUCACAGGCUUCCCCCCACACUGUUGAUACGCUUUGGGAACUCCCUGCCAUAGGGCAUUUUCUCUGCCUGGCUCAGACUGCCCUUAACCUCCCAGAGAUUGUAUUUUUUGAACUGGAGCGUUGCUUGCUGAUGCCCCGCUGCAGCCUCCUGCUCUCCAAAAUCAUGUCUUCCCUACUGUCCCCACCCCAGCGGAGGGCCACUCUGCACCGCCGGCCUGCACUGCCUUACCGCCGCUGGGAGUCAGAGCUCAGACAGCGGGUCAUGGGCUGGUAUCGAGUCGUUGGUGCCUCUCAUGAUCAGCCAGGUCGGGCUGAGCAGCUGGGACUCUGCCACCAGUUUUUCAGCACCCUUGGGGAGGUGAGUCCUUUGGAGGAGAAACCUUUUCACUUGUUGCCCUUCUACCAGCGAGUAUGGCUUUUGAAGGGGCUGUGUGAUCAUGUUUAUGAGACACAGAAAAGUGUGCAGGAUGCUGUGCUUGCCCAGCCCAUCCAUGAAUGUAGGGAGUCUAUUUUGGGCUAUGACAGCAAGGAGAAUGCAUAUAUACAUUUCCCACAUUUCUGUGGAGCAGACUUGAGGAUCUACUGCCAGAGUCCCAGCAUACCCCCGGCUUUCCCUUUCCCUUCUGCAUGGGUCAAAAAGGUUGAAAUCGCGCCAGGGACAGAGGGUGAUGAGUCAGAUGUGAUGAAGGCUGAGGGGAAUAAAAGUGAGAGGGAGUGUUAUGGAGACACCAUGGACACAGGAGAAUCUGAUGAUUUUGGAAAGGGGAGAGCAGAGACACUUGGGCUUUUCAAAAGGGAAAAUGGGGAUGGAGAGGAAGAUACAAAAAGGUUUAAACCAUGGUCGCUCAAGAAGGAGGAGGGAUCUGACUCAGGGUCCUCUGAUGGAGAUUCCUGCGAAGAUGCUAAAUUGGACCUUAAAAUACACACUAACUCCUUAUCCCUUUCACACACUAGCCCUACCGGAAGAAGUGGUGGGAAAAUUACUGUUAAGGAAGAGACAGUAGAGUUGGAGCAUCAGUCCAAGAGACUCAAAUUGAAACAGGAGCAGGGCUUCUCAUUGUCCUCAAUGCGCACCAUUAAAGCAGAGACACAGGAGCCCUGUCUGAGUGUUGGGGAGCACAGCUACACAGGCAGGUCCCCUGCUCGCUCAGUAAAUCUGGCCUCCCCAGCCAAACCAGUGGGACUCAAAAUGGAGGGGGAGAGUCCAAGUCAGGGACACCAAAGAUCAUCCUGUUUGGAAUGUUGUAAAAACAAAACUAGUAAUGUUAAAUCUGAGGGGCACGACUGCAGCUGUGGCACAUCAGGGCUAGCAACACAGCUGUCUUCUGAGAGCACUCAAAACUCAAGUGAAGAGAGGGUGAAUGACAAAAUCUGGGCUAAAAAAAAAAAGCGGAAGAAAAAGCGAGGGAGAGAACAGCUGCUGAGGGUGAAAGGAGAGCACAAGCAGCUGCAGCACGUGGACAGGAUGAGCCUGUCCCCAGCUGAGGCUGCCAAGUCUGCAGUGCGGGGAGUUGCCACAACGAUCAAGAGAAAAGAGAAGAAGAAAAAACAUAAAACAGGAAAAAAGCUUGAAUCUUUAAAGAACACUGAUGACGAACCUUCAGCUGAACCAUCAUUUAAGUUGGUAUGCACCAGUCUUGAGGAGUUACGGGAGCUGAUCAGUAAGACAGAAGAUGAGCUCGAUGACUUGGAGAGCACCAAGAAGAGACUGGGCCGGUGGUAUUAUAGGAGAGAAGCAGUGAAAGACCUCCACAGCACUCUAAUCAGACUACUGAAUGAGCUUUCACCCUGGGAACCCAAACUUGUUAAGGCCUACCAAAGGAACAGGCUUCGUUUGAAGAAGGAAUUUGAUGAUUUUAAGAAGCACCCAGAGUACAAUAACUUUGUGCGUGAGGAGUGUGUUUCAUCAUCAUCAUCAGAUGAAGAUGAAGAGAGGGGUUUAGGGCAAGAGGCAUUUUCACUCACAGAUCAUUAUAGAAGAUCAGAAGAGGAAGAUUUGGUACCUAGAGGUCUUUGGAGUGGAGCAAGGGAGUUUGCUGCUGACUCUGCUGGAGAAAGAACGGUGACAUACGUACCUCCCAUCCACCUAAAACAUCCCGUGGCAAGCACAGAGAAAGGCAUCUGUCUGCUGCCAAGAGUUCAGACUGGCAGCAGUAACAUUACUUCUACCACUGACUCUGGGCCGCAGUCUAGAUCUGAACUGAUCCCAUCAAAUCAAACCAGUGAUUCAAACACAGCAUGGGCUGCAGGGUUGCCAGCCCAGACUUCACUGUCACCCAGGCCCACCAUCCUCCACCCAACCACUGGACUACCUAAGGGCUACACGCCCAUCCCCACCCUGCUGGCUAAGAGUGUGGGAAACAAAGUGACCUUAAUGAAACGGCCUGCUGAUUGCCCAGGGGUCAAAAACGUAGACAGACAAAGUAAAGGGUCUUUGGUCUCCCUGCCUACCUCUGCAGUGGCUACCACAAAAAAUUCAAAAGCACAAACUUCUCCAUGCAGUUCCCAGCAGAACUUACAGGCACAAGGACCACAACAGACACAAGUACAUGGACAGCCAGGAAUGGCCACAGUGACGGCAGCUCUUCUUAAAUCACCGCAGGCCAAACCAACCCAGACUGUAUCAAAAGGUCCUGUCCAAGUGCUGUACAAGGUACCUGAGGGACUUGGUCACCUUGUAAGGAAAGACAGCAGCAGUCCAGUCAAGAUCGCUGUUCAUCCUGUCAUGAGCCAGAACACUGGGGAGAAGGUCAUGCAACAAGUGGUGAUUUUGCCUUCUAACCUUCUUAUUCACAAAACUGAAGAAAAGCCGUCUUCUUUAAAUCAACAACAAUCAAAAGGCAUUCAGGUCCCAGUUUCUAAAGUGGCCAGCCCCUUAUGUAUGUCCACCAAUGUGCCUGGGUUCACCAUUCCCGAAAACAGAAUCCCUGUUCAGCAAGUGGCUCCCCUAAAAGAUGCCAGGACAGCAAGCACCCCUUCUCCUGUUUCCCCUCGUCAGCAACAGGGGAUCCUAAACACAGCAGGGUUCAAGGGGGCACAAGUCGGCAGUCCCCAAGCUAGCACACCUCAAGGUGUUACACCAAACCCCUCACCCAUCACAACUCUUUCCAGUGCAGUUUCUACUGAGCCUGUUAAAUCUACAGACCCUAAGCAGGAACUUAAAACAGUGUGUAUCCGUGACUCACAGUCCAUCCUGGUGACAACUAGAGGAGGCAACACAGGCAUCGUCAAAGUUCAGACAUCCUCGGAUCACAGUGUACUUGGUUCUUUGCCUACCAGUCCAGUCAUCACCAUCUCACCUCAGUUUAAAGCCUUCCUCGUAUCGAAGACCUCACCCACUUUUUCUCCCUCUGCUCCCUCUCAGACAUCCCCUUGCAGUAUUCCAGCAGUGACAAGUAUUUCAGUCUCCCAACCUCAGAAGCAGGUUCCCUCAGUAUUAAAGUCCCCUUCCGGUGUCACAACCCCCAUGCACACAGCAGUUACUUGUAGCAUUCCCGUCACACGCCCAGAAAAUCAGACAGCAGGUACUACUGUUAUAAGUCAAGACUCCAACACCUCAACUUGUUCUACAGUUGGAACAAAGAUUGGGCAGCUACCGCAGACAGCUGCUGCUGGUUCUCAUUUUCAAGCGUCAUUAGUAAAAAACACUGUUGUUGUCCCAUCACUGAGUAGUUCUGGUGUUCCUCAAGUUCUCACACAAGCAGAGGUCUUCAGCAAAACUGGUGUGAAACGGGUCAGUACGGAUGAGGGACCUCAAGUUACUAAAUUCAUCCUGGUUACUCCUUCAUCUUCCUCCACCUCAAAUGUAGCCUUAUCAAAAGGCACACCUGCUUCCACAAAGUCACUUCCGAGUUCAAGAGUCAUGUUCAUCAGCCAGCCCGCAGCAACAUCUUCCACCACCUUCAUGGGAAACAUUCCAAAGCAGGCAACAGCAACAGGGACUAGUGGACAGCUGCAGACGGCUUCAUUAUCUAGUCAGACUCUAAAGAUGGGACUAAGCCCAGUCCAGCCUUUUGGCAGUGGCAAUGCAGAAACAUUGUCCAAGGUCAAGAACAUCAGUCUGCCCUCAGGGGUUCAAAUCCAGUUGUCAGGGACAACAAACACCAUUGGACAGACCAUAGGUGCCCUGUCACGUUCUCCCUCCAAGAGUAUACCAGUGUCCGUCUCAGAUACAGGCUGUCCAGCAGCCACCUCCUCUGGACUGGUCCCGGUCACAAGCUCAAAUACAAUCACCACCUGUUCUGCCCAGCUUGCUUUUCACACUUCUCUGACCACCAGCUCUCAACUCCAUGGUAUCCCUUCCCUCACCACGAUGUCUCAAACUGGCUCGUCCACAUUCUCUGCUGCCACUCUGCCUGGAGGAAACAUGAUCAAGAAGGACCUCGGUAUGUGUGCAAGUGGACCGUCCAGCAACUCUCCUGCUCAGGUAACCACUGCCGUGCAGAGUAGCCCAGCCCAAACCUCCACGUCCGCUCUUGUCCAUCAGCACUCAAAUAUCCAGAGUGGCAUUGGUGACGAAACCACUUCCUUCUUAUCUUCCUCUCAACUUGCUCUCAAUAAAACCCAUGCACCCAUCUCCUCAGCAACAACCACCAGUACACCAUUGACCACCACUGCUUCCAGCACAGUCCAGCAGAGGAUAGUCAUCAACACCUCUACGCCCCUAGCUGCUGGGACACAGAUCCUUCUUAACAGUGCACGCUUUGUAGUCCCUCCCCAGGGUUUGGGUCCAGGGAGUCAUGUCCUUAUUAUCUCUGGCCCUGCACCACAACAAGUGCCUACUGCCAGUGCUACCAGCACUGGAGCAUCAGUACCUAACCAAGGGGCAAGCCAUGCCACUGUAGCUCCUCGAGCACCAGUUUUACCCCAGUCCCCAGUCAGGCUAUCUGGUGUACCAGCCGCAAGUUCUCCAUUUGUAGCAUGCACACCUGCUGUUGGUCCACCAUUGUUAGCAACUACUCCCAAUGUCACGCCAGUCCGACUAACAGGAACACCUGGCCUAGGCUCAACGUUGUUACCCACUAAAACAAAUGUAGUCUCUGCUCUGCCUAGAUUGCCAGCUGCACAGAGUGGUCAUUUUGCAUCACCUCCUAUGGGUGCACCCACUAUGGUCUCAUCUCCGCCAAGAUUAGGCAGUGUUCCAGCCCUACUUUCUCCAGUGGUAACCAGUGCCCCUGCAUUUGGCUCAGCACUGGCUGCAAUCAGGUUGGCUCCAGGUACAUCCUCGCAAGCUGAAUGUUCAUCCACCAUUUUGCCUCCAGUAGCACACCCCUUGCCCAGAUUGUCAGCAUCAUCCUUGCCUGUUUUACCCGCCCCGCCAGCUGUGUCCUUGUCCAGUCCUGUUAUGCCAGUUCCAGCACCCCUCUCCUCAACUGCAGCUCCUCUGUUGGCAGGCACAACUUUGCAUUCUCCUGUUCCCGCUCAGCAGGUGGUUUCAGUGACAGCCCCAGGCCCAGGCUUACAGCCCCAUCAGACAGCAGUAAGAAUUGCAGCAGCCUCCAACUCUUUAUCACAGGCUUUGCUGCAUACGGGACUAGGCAACACAUCAGUCAAAAAACAGGUGCCUGCAGUCAUGCAGCCAGUGCUUGCUGGCACACGAACACAAGUAUUGCCAACAGUGGCUGUCCCACCAAUUGUAAGUGCGGUGUCUAGGAUGCAGACGCUGCCCAUUGCUACAGUUCCACCAAUCGGAAACACUGUUAACACCUUUGAAACAGCACCUGUGGUGACCGCACCUCCAUCCAGCAGCACUGUAAUAAUCACUCCAGCUCAAUCAAUCACAUCACUGAAGAUAAACAACACCAUCCACCCAUCUGUCGUCCUGACCAAUCAAGCACUUAGAAAGCAGUCUUUGCAGACCUCAGCCUUAGGUAUUCAUACCAAUGUAGCAUCCAAGCUACUAAUUAGUCCUGAUGGUGCUGUUUUGAGCACAGCUCAGUGCCAGGUCAAUCCAGCAGAGCUGACUACCUGCCCCAAACCACUGGAUGCACUGGUGGUUUCCCCCAACAGUUCCACUGGAGCACUACACACACAUGAUUCCUCUUUGCAGCCUUCGAAGGCAGACACAAAGUGAACUAAUCAACGGAGACUGCUAGCUAUGUAAGGACUCAGACACCGCUGUUCAGCUGCUUAGUUUCGGCAGGGCUCAUAUCCAUCGCUUGUAGUAAUCCUGGGAUUUGUUAAAGAACCGUUUUCCAGCUGUAGUUUUUCUCUUAACUUACAUUUAUUAUACAGUAGAUUUUACCCCCUGGUUAGAUCAUCUUAUAUGUAAACUGUAUGCGCAAUCAGACAUACUGGAAAUGUAUACUGUGAUGGUUUUCUCGAGUAAAAACAGGUUUGCCUCGGAUGAAUGUUACAGACUAUUGACUUUCCUUUUUUUAACCUCAUGGCCAGUAAUGUCCGCUGUUGGACAACAAAUCAGUAGAAAUGGGAGGGUAGAUAAAAUGAAUUUCAACUCAAGCUUUUGUAAUACUUCUCAAUGCCAUUAGAUACUGCUUCAAGAAGUAAUAACUGGGGAACUAUUCAUCGGUACAACUUGCUCUACUUUAUCUGUCAGUUUGAACAAUACAACUGUCUGUAUACAGAUUUGUCACAUCAUCCUUUUUUCAACUAGUAACUGUAUGAGAACUACAUUUUAAUUUUUAGAAAUAUGAAUAAACUAAUAGAUGAGUUUGUACUACAUGUUUGAGCCCAUAUAAAAUGUUUUGAAGUCACAUUUAUUUAUUUUUACCAUAUAGAUUUUUCAAAACUAUUUACUAGGUACAUUUUCAUUGAACAAAUGUGGACUUUACUGCAUGGAAAUAAACAAUG
Messenger RNA from Toxotes jaculatrix (banded archerfish), 8300 nucleotides. RefSeq lists its product as uncharacterized. The record is from RefSeq and is a predicted model, not a curated record. Gene Ontology annotation, molecular function: protein binding. NCBI's taxonomy places the organism in Eukaryota, Metazoa, Chordata, Actinopteri, Toxotidae. The transcript has 10 exons. Bases 493 to 7563 code for a protein of 2356 amino acids.